AUGGCUCUGCUGAAGGUUCUGCUGCUGCUGGGGCUGGGUGUUUCAGUGAACUCAAAUGUUUCUCUGCAGAAGAGAAUCAUUGGAGGCCAUGAUUGUGAUGACAGGGAGCAUCUUUAUCAUGUUCGGAUUAAGAGCAGCAAUCAUACUACAAUAAGACUGUGUGGAGGAUCUCUGAUCGACGCUAAGUGGAUCCUGACUGCAGCUCACUGCUGGGAGUCGGAGGCAGGGUGGAUUAACGUAGCAAUGUUAAACGUUCAUCCAAGGAGGGCUAAACAGCAGACCCAUGUAAUCCAAUACGAUCCGGUGAUUUAUACUGACCAGGGCCAAAAGCAUGAUAUCAUGUUGCUGAAGCUUCGGAGACCAGUAACAGAUGUCCCACCUGCUCAGCUACCAAGAUGCCAGAAUCGUCCUAAAAUAGGCGAUACAGUUCAGCUGGCAGGAGAGGGAGGAACGACAACCGGCCCCAAUUAUGAGCGAAACCCCAAUAAUCGUAUUCCAAAACAUCUUCAGUGUGUCAAUAUGAAUGUUGUUCUGGAUACCCACUUUAGACCAACAUGUGGGAAAACAUUUCUUACUGACGCACAAAACAAGGAUAUAUGUCUUGGCGACUCUGGUUCAGCAGUGGUGUUCAACGGGAUGAUUUAUGGUGUGAUUGUUGAAUGUGGAACAAGCUUUACAUGUCUGAUACCAUCUACAAUCAUAGAUGUUUGCGAAUACAUGGAUUGGAUAAAACAAACAACUGGGCUUAAAUAA
This is a messenger RNA of Xiphophorus maculatus (southern platyfish), 753 nucleotides long. RefSeq names its product trypsin II-P29-like. Bases 1 to 753 code for a protein of 250 amino acids. The record is from RefSeq and is a predicted model, not a curated record. Gene Ontology annotation, biological process: proteolysis. NCBI's taxonomy places the organism in Eukaryota, Metazoa, Chordata, Actinopteri, Cyprinodontiformes, Poeciliidae. The transcript has 6 exons. Gene Ontology annotation, molecular function: serine-type endopeptidase activity.